AUGAAGCUUUUCUGUUCGAUUUUGUUGGUUGCCCUCGCCACAGUCAGUGCUGCCCCAGUAGACACCUGUGAUGAACAAAAGAGUUGCGUUGACUUUGAACUCAAAACCAUGACUAGUAGUAGCUGUGUUGACGGUGACUGUCCCGUCGAAGUUUGCAUGAUUAUCGAUGGAAACAUGUCCAACGAGCAUGGAAACUGUCAAAAGAAGGAUGAUAACUUUAGUCACAUGUGUGCUCAGUCCGACACUGAGACUGGCUGCGCCAAGUUCGAUGAGCUUACCGGUCUCCCUCAAUUGGGGCAAAGCGGUCCUGACGGCCAAUGCGAUCUCGAUGGAGAGAACAAUGGUAAAAUCUUUGGUGGAAAGUGCGGAGGAGUCAACACAGCCAAGAUGUGCCAAGAGGGCAAGCCCGGUGACACUCUUUACUGGAUUCUCAAGGAUGGAAAUGACGCGGUUAUUGAAGACCCCAACCCAAAACGGUUCGACUUUACUUUUCACCCUACUGUGGGGUGUGAAGCUGAGGUCCAUUGCUUCAACCAUGAGUACAGAUGUGGUGGAGGCAAACCUGAUGAUGAACAAUCCAAAAAGGAGCGUACCUGGGCAUUCACGAUCCCUCCGGCUGGUGGAACUUGCGAUGUUUGCGAUCUCAGUCAACCCCCAAUUCUCUCCCCUCCUUCCGGACCACCUCCCACUGCCCCCAUUGCCCCAACUCCGGCACCAGUUGGCGACAACAACCCUCCACCAACUCCUGGUGGCGGUGGCGAUCCUCACUUCAAGACCUGGAAGGACGAACACAUCCAGUACCAUGGACAGUGCGACCUUGUCCUUGCCAAGGAUGAAGAAUUUGCCAAUGGACUUGGAAUUGAUGUUCACAUCCGUACCAAGCUUGUCCGUUACUGGAGUUACAUCAAGACUGCUGUGAUUCGUAUCGGAAAUGACAUUCUUGAGAUUGAAGGAUCUGCUACCGAGUUUGAUGUCGAGACUCACUACUGGGUCAACUACGAGUACCAAGCCGAACUUACCGAAUUCGCUGGUUUCCCCGUGAAGAUGUUCUCUCAACGAGGAACUUCCAUCACUAAGAACCGCAUCGAAAUCGACUUGAGUUCCAAGUACCCAGGACAAAAGAUUGCCCUUUCCACCUUCAAGGAAUUCGUCAAGGUUGACUUUGUCAAGCCCACCGUUGAAUCCUUUGGAAACGCUGUUGGUAUGUUGGGAGACUUCAAGACUGGAAAGACCCUUGCCCGUGAUGGAAUCACCGAGUUGAAUGACUUUACCGAUUUCGGACGCGAGUGGCAAGUACUUCCAUCCGACAAGAAGUACUUCCGCACCUCUUCCACUCCCGAAUUCCCAGAAUUGUGCAUUGAGCCCGAAGAUCCUCGUGGAGACCGUCAACGUCGUUUGAACGAGUCCAACAUUACCGAGGAACAAGCGGAAGCCGCCUGUGCCGGACUCAAGGAUGCCUUGGACCGCAAGGAUUGUGUCUAUGAUAUCUUGGCCACCCAAGAUAUGGACAUGGCUGGUGCCUUCUAA
Molecule: messenger RNA, 1527 nt
Organism: Cylindrotheca closterium
Lineage: Eukaryota; Bacillariophyta; Bacillariophyceae; Bacillariales; Bacillariaceae
Source: the annotation of a GenBank genome assembly